Mercenaria mercenaria is the source of this 2118-nucleotide messenger RNA. RefSeq names its product GTPase IMAP family member 8-like. The coding region runs from base 270 to 1787 and encodes 505 amino acids. The record is from RefSeq and is a predicted model, not a curated record. Gene Ontology annotation, molecular function: GTP binding. Lineage: Eukaryota; Metazoa; Mollusca; Bivalvia; Venerida; Veneridae. The transcript has 3 exons.
GGUGACUGUAACAGACCACCGUACACGUAGCAUUCUUCUUAUCUAACAUGUUUAACUACAAUAUUUUACCUUCUAAUCGAUGAUUGUAACGCAGGUCCUGUGCACAUCAAUAUAGGAUUUUUAGGAAAAUGGCAGAGAUGAACUGGGGUGAAUCAAAACCAUAAAGAAGACUUAUAUUGGUUGGAAAUAAUAGUAGUGGUAAAAGUACCACAGGAAACAAAUUGUUAGGAAGGUAUGCGUUUUCUAACGGAAAACUAAAGUGCUGUAAAAUGAUAAGUGGAACGAACAAAACAUUCAACAUCUCUUUGCGCAUAGUAGAUACCCCAGGACUUUUUGAUAUAGACAUUCCAUUUGCUAAAAGAGCACUUGAAAUUCAAAGAUCCGUCGCCAUCUGCUCCGGUCCACAUGCAUUUUUGAUCGUAAUUAGCCCCGAAAACGACAUGACUGUAUAUGAUACCUUUACAGACACUAUCGGUAUGAUGCGCCUCAUGUUUGGCGACUGUGUAUUCGACAGCACAAUCAUUGUUUUUUCACAUGGACAAAACUUUGUCUGUGACAAAGAUUUUUACCGAUUUUGGACAGAGAAGACGGAAUUGGCACAACUGGUAUCUCAGUGUGGACAUCGUAUCGUCAGAGUGGAAAACGUCGAGGAAAGCGAGGACCAAGAGGAUAAUAUCAUGAAGAAAGUCAAUGAAAUGUCAUUGAACGGCAUCGCCGAAUACCGCUUCCCGUCGAUAGAAAUACAUAGCAAGGCUCUGCAAGAUCACUUAGACAACUACAAUGGUGGCAGCUGUGUGCGCACACAAAUAUUAGAAGUGGAAAGGAAACUUGAUACAAAUAAAAACGUGAUUGCCCUAAAUAAAAUGAGGAAUGAGACAAAAAUUAUUUUGAUUGGCAAGUCUGGAAAUGGGAAGAGUUCAACUGGUAAUACCUUGCUAGGGGGUCGUGCUUUUGUCGCUGAUAGAGAUCUGAAUGCCGUGACAGAAAAAUGCGAGAUGAAAACAGGAAAUUUCAUGACGCAUAAACUCAGCGUUGUAGACACACCAGGACUUUUUGACACUGCAAAGAGCUUAGCCGAAAGAGCGCUAGAAAUUCAGAAAGCAGUAACAAUAUGUCCUGGUCCUCAUGCUUUUUUACUGGUCUUUAGUGGAGCAAAUCGAAUGACCGAAGAAGAAAAAUUCACUAUUGAUCUUAUGCGUGUGAUAUUUGGCGAGAAGGUAUUUGACAAUACAAUCAUUGUUUUUACUCGUGGAAGCGAGUUUUCAUCUGACGCCGAUUUUACAGAGUUCUGGGAGAAAAAUGUUGUAAUUAAGAAGCUUGUCGAACAAUGUAACGGUCGCAUUCUAAAGAUAGAGAAUAUUAAUGGAAAUCGAGAUGAGGCAUGUUGGGAUAUUCUCAAUGCGAUUCAAAGUCCUCAUGUAUACAAAUACCAAUACUUAAACAUUCAUAAAAAUGCACUGGAAAAACAUCUGAAAAACUACAAUGGCAAGCGAGAUAUCCACAAAGAGCUGGAAGACGUGGUUGGAAGACUUGCAUCAGAAUUAAACAAAGAUAUUUGGAAAGUGGGACUUGUUGCUGGAGGUACCUUGUUAGUAACAGGUGCUGUAGUUUCAACAGUCGGUAUACCUGCUGCAGUUGGAAUGAUAGGAACUGAAGUUGGUGCUUACGAUGUAGUAGCUGGUAUUGCUGGUGUUGCUGGGGUUGCUGGUGGGAUUUAUAGGGUUGCUGGCGUUGCACAAGCUGCUUGGGGAAGUAUUAAAGGAUGGGUGCGGUAUAAAACUGAUUGAAAACAGUUUUAAAAAACUCACCAAUGCUAAAGAUUCCAUUUCUGCAAAUGUUUGACACCUGUCUAUUCACUGUGAUCAUCUUUUGUUGCAGUAAAACAUUCGGUAACGGCUGUGAGCCGUAUCGGCCUCUUUAUAUAUUUCAUUCAUACUAUUGUUAUUGUGUUUGUGUUUUGACAGAACUUUGUUCAUACGCAUUGACGAUUGUUUGAAUUUAUGACUGACAUUAAUAUCCCCUCUUAUAUAUGACAACACUUGUAGGUAUUACAUAAAAUUAAACAAAUGUUAUGUUGCAAAUACAUAGACUUCCUGUAAUAAGGAAACAAAUAUAUUA